Lucilia cuprina (Australian sheep blowfly) is the source of this 3130-nucleotide messenger RNA. RefSeq lists its product as uncharacterized. The record is from RefSeq and is a predicted model, not a curated record. Gene Ontology annotation, molecular function: protein binding. NCBI's taxonomy places the organism in Eukaryota, Metazoa, Arthropoda, Insecta, Diptera, Calliphoridae. The transcript has 7 exons. The coding region runs from base 332 to 3115 and encodes 927 amino acids.
AAGUGUAGUAUCUGUGUGAGUUGGGGCCUGUGUAUCGCCGCUGAUUUGCUGUUUAAAGGAAUUUUAUGUUAUUCAUUUAGUUGCGCGCCGUCGUACGUUGGGGACGCACGCAUUUCGUUUCUGUUUGUAAAUAACGUGUAAUUGUUUAUUUACAACUAGAAAAGUGCUAAAACAGUGUUUAAAAAAAGUUAAAAAAAAAUAAUUAAAAAAUUUUCAUCUAAAAAGAACAUUUUUGAGUAAAAAAAAACCAACGCUCAAGCGUUUGUUGUUUUUUUUUAAGUUCAACCCUUUUUUGUUUGAUUUAAUUUCGUUAAAAAAAACAAAACAAAACAUGGGUACGUCUACGGAUCGUAUGCCCAUGGGUAAAAUGAGGCGUAACAUGUCAUUAAUGUGGAAAUUAUUGGCAAUUAUUGUGAUAAUACAAGCAAGUGGAAUAAGUGCUAAGCAAAUCCAAAACGAUUUAAUCUUCGAUGAUACCUUUGAUAUCGAUCAAUUCGAAGAUGCUGCCUCAUCGACUAAACUGCGAAGUGCGCGUGACCUAGACGAGAAAGCCUUUAUCGAAGAUGAACUACAGCCCGUGGAUGAGGCCGACAAUGAGGGCUCCUCCACCUCCUCUAACGAUGGCAGUUGGUUAAUGCAAAGCGUUAAACGUGUACGUCGUGAGUUGGGCCGUUUAUUCGGUAGUGAAGAGAAGAAAUUAGUGGCCGAUAAGAAACAUGCCAAAAAUGUUGCCAAAUUGGAGAAACAACGUAAACGUCAAGCCAAAUUGGCGGAGAAGCAAAAGCGUAAAGCUGCCAAUGCGGCACGCAACAAUAAGGCCAAGAAUCGUUUGAAUAAACGUCAAUCUUAUGGUGAUGAAGUUGAGGGUUCCGGUGAUGAUACUGAAGGUUAUGGAGAGCAUGAUACUUGGCAAACUUUGUUCAGCUUAAGUGAACCUUGGGUGAAUGAAUAUCGUAUGGGUAAAGGUUAUGCUAGAUUUAUGGAACUGCAACAACAAAUCCAUGAUGGUUUCUUACAAUUCAUCACUGAUAACUAUGGCAAUGAUGAGGAUGAAGAUUCUUAUUUGCAUCUCACUUUAAUAAGAGUAGAACCCACCCAUGAUAGCUUUAUUAUACAUGUUAUUGUACAAAUCGAUUUGCCUGAAAGAUGGAGUGAUUUUGGACAACGUUUCCAACACCAUUUGAUGACCUAUAAGAAAUUGGGUGAAACCUUUGGAGCCGAUGCCGAUAAUAGUUAUUAUUUCAGACGUGUCAGAGAUCUACAAGAUCACGAAAGAGUCGAUCUCACAGACGACUACAAUCACAAUGGCGCUGAAUCUCAUCAUCACGGUGAAGGUGUAGACAUAAAUAAUGCUUAUCAUGGUGCUGGUGAAGGUACUGCCACUCAUCAUGCAAAUAACGGUAACCCGGUUGCCGGAGAAUUUAAUGAAUGUGAUAGUGAGGGCUAUUUCCAAUGCAGCAACGGUCAAAUGAUCGAAUGUCAUAAUCUCUGCAAUAACUAUGCCGAUUGUGACGAUGACAGUGAUGAGGAUGUGGAAAUGUGCAAUAAAUACAAUCUGGAAGAAGUUGAUGAAGAUUUGGAUGAAGAUGAAGAUAUUGUCACGUCACAAGAGGGCCAUCGUGAAGGUGAGACCACCGAUACACCCAAUUAUGAUGAUAAUACUGCCUACGAUCCCUAUGACUAUGAUAGAGAACAGGAAAUGGAAAGAGAAAGACAAUUGGAAAUACAACGCGAAAGAGAACGUCAAAUCGAAUUGGAACAGGAGAGACAAAGACAAUUGCAACACGAACGUGAAAUGGCCGAACAAGAACGUGCCAAACAAUACGAAGCCGAAAGAGAAAGAGAGGAACAAGAGCGUGCUAGACAAUAUGAAGAACAACUUGCUCGCGAGGAAGAGGAAAGAGCUCGUCAAUAUGAGUUGGAAGAACAGGAAAGAGAGCGACAAGAACGCGAGAGAGAAGAGGAAGAACGUCGUGCACAUGAAAUGGAUUAUGAACGUGAACAUGGUGGAGAACAUGAUGGUCAACCGGAUCAUGAUCAAACCUAUGAUCAUGAAUAUCAACCCGAUCACGAUCAAACCUAUGGUCAUGAAUAUCAACCACAACCUGGACACGAUCAAUCGUAUGGUCAACCUCAACCUGGACACGAUCAAUCAUAUGAUCAUGAAUAUCAACCUCAGCCUGGUGACGAUCAAUCCUAUGGUCAACCUCAGCCUGGCCAUGAUCAAUCCUAUGGUCAACCUCAGCCUGGUCAUGAUCAAUCCUAUGGUCAACCUCAACCUGGUCACGAUCAAUCAUAUGGUCAACCUCAACCUGGACACGAUCAAUCAUAUGGUCAACCUCAAGGUGGUCACGAUCAAUCAUAUGGUCAACCUCAAGCUGGUCACGAUCAAUCAUAUGGCCAUGACUAUCAACCCGGAACAAGUGCAGAAGAUUCCGAAUACGAUUGUCAUGUUAAUCCUCAUGGCUAUUUUAUCUGUCAAAGUGGCGAAACUGUACCUUGUGCCAAUGUCUGCGAUAAUCAAUACGAUUGCGAAGAUGGCAGUGAUGAAUUGUCAUGUGAUCCAGACACACCCACCGAAGAGGCUCCCGUUGAUGAAAAUGCUUACGAAACACAUGAACAUGAAUCUCACAAUGUCCCCGAAUUUGAAGCUUCUGGCGAAGACUAUGUGCCCAUUACUGAAACCAGCCCCGUCUACACCAGUAUUUAUGACGCUGGUUGCCGUGGCGAUACAACUUUCACUUGCCCCGAAAGUGGCAAAACUAUUUGCGAAGAACAAUUGUGCGAUGGUGAAGAACAGUGUCCCGAUGGUGAGGAUGAAAUGGACUGUCCUUCGGAAGGUUACGAUGAAAAUGGCACCGAUGGAGAAACCGAAUAUGAACCUGGUACUGUGUUUGUGUUAUCACUCACUCACUCUCUGUCUGUCUGUCUGUCUGUCUCUGUUUUUGUGUAUUACAUUUAUUGUGGUUGUGUGUGUUUCUGUACCUUUUUUUCUGGAACAUGUCCUCUCAUAGUUGACAGGUUUCCAUCCAUGUCAUGUUGUUUGUUCCCUCUCAUCAUUAUAUUGUGUGUGUUUUCAAUAUCUUUAAAAAUUUAUUUUCUUCAGAAAUUUUAAAAAUCAUUAAGUGUU